AUGUUGUUUGAGUUUUUGGUGUUUGGCCUGAUUUCAUUUUCUAUGACAGAGGGUCACCAUGAAGUACAGGAAGUGUUUGCUGAAUCCAACUCCAAGGUCGUACUCCCGUGUGUCUGCAACACUUCAUCACGUGUUAUCAUUUGGAGGAAAGUCAACCAAGGUACUGUCUGGAGACAAGAGAAGAGCGGAAUGCAGUUUUGGGGCUCCAGAUGGUUGCAGAACGGAGCUCGACGUGUCAGAUGCCCGCACUCCCGAUUUGAAAGAGGUGACUGCAGCCUGCACAUCAGCAACAUCAGGGAGGACGAUGGCGGCGUGUUUGAGUGCAGGUUCAUCAGCGGAGGACAGUUCAUGACACGCUCAGUCAUGCUGAGAGUCAUUAAAGUAUCUGUCUCCUCGGCAGCCCCCGUUGCUGGGAUCAAGUUUUCAGUCCACUGUGGAGUGACACCUGAGCCUGUGGGUGCCAGCGUACAAUGGAGAUUGAACAACAGCAUGUUUGUGUCUCCAAGUGGAAAGAACCUUAAGACAGCUCAGUGGACUAUAGAGGAAACGGCUAGCGUGACACUGACAGGCGAGUGGACUUGUGUGGUGGCCCACCGGGGCUUUGAGGGCCGAGCAUCUGCAUCUUUAACCGUGAAAGGAAUCAUCCAUCCACCCAGAGAUGAUGCAAGAGUGUAUGCAGCUGUGGGAUGUGCAGCCACCCUCCCUUGUGUGUUCUCCCCUGGCUCGAUCCCCUCGAAACCCAGCUGGCGGAAACUACAUCCUGGCUCUUCAACAAAACCUGGUCGUCUUCCAUCUUCCUUUUCCUCUUCAUCACCAGCUUCUAAGCCUGCUUGGGACCAAUCAGUAAGGGUGGAAGAUGUCGGUCUUGAAGAUGAGGGGAGGUACACAUGUGCUGGAGUGGUCGGAGGACAAAGCCUGUCUCGAAGGAUGCAGCUCGUCAUCGCAAAAAUUGACCGCGGCGUCUCCUGGAUGAAAAUGGUGACAUUGACAUGUCAGCUGACGGACACCAGUGAGGUCAUGCGUUACGAGUGGGUUCACGUGACCUAUGACCCCAGUGGCACACGCUUGGUUAAAUCCAUCCAGGAAGGAAAGACUCUUUAUAUGGGCAAAGUGAACGUCGAGGAUGUGGGCGAAUGGGUGUGUCGAUUCCACGGGAAAGAACGCCUUCUGGGAAACGUAACACAUCGCAUUGCACCUCAAAAUGGGUCAACUAGUUCUUUGUACAACACAUCAUUUGUACUCAGUCUCAGCGUUCUUCUCGUUCUUCUGGUUCUGAUCCUGGUUCAGCUGUACAAAAAACACCAGAGGAGAAAAAAGAUCUUUCAGUUCUCUGCACUGGAGACCAUUCUUCAUGUUAAGGUCAACGAGCACGACAAAAGAGAGGAAAGUCAAGUGAAAAAGUGAAGUCAUAUUUCAUCUGAGACUUGUAUUAUAGAUGUUUGUACAUGAACCAAUGUUUGCUAAAGAAGGACAGUAAUGUAUGUAUGUUGAGUGGUAAAUGCUUUUAUUCACUACACAAUAAAAAAGUAGAACUAUAUAUGUACACAAAACAAUGGCCAAUAUAAAUAAGUUACAUACACAAAACACAGAUCUAUAUGUAAACUACAUUCAAGUCAAAAAAAAAUAUGAGC
Doryrhamphus excisus (bluestripe pipefish) is the source of this 1631-nucleotide messenger RNA. NCBI's taxonomy places the organism in Eukaryota, Metazoa, Chordata, Actinopteri, Syngnathiformes, Syngnathidae. The record is from RefSeq and is a predicted model, not a curated record.